AUGUUCCGGCAGGCACAGCUGACUGCAAAGCAGGUAAAGUAUUCCCAUCUGUCUGACGAUCAGAAGGAGAAGAUUAAACGCAAAGCAGAGCUGGAGCAGACUGUGACGGAACUGGAACGCUUGGCUGAGGAUCUCGAGCAGGAGGCCCAGAAGCAGGAGGAACAGGAGCAGGAGCCUGUGGUGGAAGAAGCCCCUGCCCAGGUUGAAGAGGAGGUGGCACCUGCGGUGGAGGCAGAAGAGGAAAAAGAAAUCGAAACCGGAGAGGCCGAGGAGGUCCAAGAAGAGGAGGACCCUGAGGUCGCCGCCGCGCGCGCUGCCGAGGAGGCAGCUGCCGCCGCAGCGGCUGCUGCCGCUGCCCUGGAGGCAGAGAAGCAGGCCCUUGAAGAGAAGAAGCAGGCCUGCCAGAAGCAGAAGAAAAACACCCUCAAGAAGAUCAAGGAAAUUGAUGCAAUCGAGGCGAAAAUGGCAGAGAGAGGUCAGACCUUUGCCGAGCUGCUGCCGGAAGUGAAAGAAAAGGUGGGCAGAAAAUCCGAGCUCUUGGCUUCGGUGGAAGAAAUGGAUCGGACCGUCCAGGAGAUUGACGCCAAGCUGCUGAAUCACGGGCAACCAGAUUGCAAGAUCGAGGCAGAGGAGCAGGAAGCACCCACCAAGCCGGUCAAAAAUGCCAAAAAGGCAGCGAAAGCUGCAGAGCCUGUAAGACCGGUGGAGGUGCCGGCACCGGCAGUGGUUCCGGCCCAGCAGAGCGAAGCCGAGGCCGCCGAAGAAGACGCCGGCGCCGGCGAUCUACAGGCUGCAGACUCGGAGCCUUCCGCACCCCUGCAGAAAGCUGAAGCCACAUCCGAAACCGCCGCUGGAGAACAGUCCCCGGGCGAUGAAGACGAAGAGGAGGACUCCGCGUCAAAGGGCAAGCCCCGAGCAAAGAGCAAGGCAGCAGCGAAGGCCAAAAAGAAGACUAAGAAGUCGCCGGGCGAGAAGAAGCAGAACGACACUGCUGAGAUAGACGCUCUGGCAGCGUCGAUUGCAAAUGAUGCCGUCCAGGCUGACAAGAAGAAAGGCUUAUUCGGGAUCUUGGGCAAUUGGGGGCUGAGCUAA
This is a messenger RNA of Symbiodinium sp. CCMP2592, 1092 nucleotides long. The record is from the annotation of a GenBank genome assembly. NCBI's taxonomy places the organism in Eukaryota, Dinophyceae, Suessiales, Symbiodiniaceae.